UUGCAGAUCUCAUCUGAUUCCACCACUUUAGAUUCUCUUUCUACAGGUCGAGGAGGUUUUGAUCAUGAUCGCGGUUACAGCGGACGUAACAGCGGACGCUUUUCUGAUCGUGGUUCUGGUCAAAGGAAUGGUGGUAGCUAUGGUCACGAUGACUAUCAAGGCUCUGGUGGACGUGGUUUUAAUCAGAGGCAGGCAUCAGUCUAUAUCUGUGCAUUUGGGUUUGAAAUCUCUUUCACAUUUUAUAGAUCAUUCGACACACAAGUGAGAGAAAUACGCAGGGAUAAUGGGGAUCGCGAAGAUGGCAAAAACAGCCGUUGGGCAGGUCUGCGUGAAGAUGGGGCUCCCUCCGCGCGGUGGGAGCGACAGCAACCGCGAGACGAACGCUUAGAGUCUGAGUUGUUCGCUGGCCAAUUGUCUGGAAUUAACUUCGACAAAUACGAGGAAAUCCCCGUAGAAGCGACAGGAGAGGAUGUUCCUGCCCCAAUUUCAUUAUUCUCUGACUUGAAGCUUCAUCCUUGGAUAGAAGAGAACAUUCAGCGUUCUGGUUAUAAUCGUCCCACUCCAGUACAAAAGUACUCGAUCCCGGCGCUCAUGGCCGGUCGCGAUCUCAUGUCAUGCGCGCAGACAGGAUCAGGGAAAACUGCAGCUUUCCUUGUUCCUGUAAUCAACGCGAUUCUGCAGGUAAGCAGUUCGCUUUUACAAAAGCAUAUGUAUCUGCGGAAGAACUUGCAAAGCAAUAACUCUGUCUUUUCCGUGCUCAGAGAUCCGAAGUUGCCGAGCGAAUCGCCACUUUCUUUCCGUACCUCAAGUAUCCUUUCAUUUGUAUGGGUACAUCAAAUUCAACUAAUUCUGGUUAUUUGUUCCCAGACGUGCUCGCAAUCUUUCACACCUGAUUGCACCUAA
Strongylus vulgaris is the source of this 903-nucleotide messenger RNA. NCBI's taxonomy places the organism in Eukaryota, Metazoa, Nematoda, Chromadorea, Rhabditida, Strongylidae. The record is from the annotation of a GenBank genome assembly.